Molecule: messenger RNA, 1987 nt
Organism: Sebastes umbrosus (honeycomb rockfish)
Lineage: Eukaryota; Metazoa; Chordata; Actinopteri; Perciformes; Sebastidae
Product: phosphatidylinositol 4-phosphate 5-kinase-like protein 1
Biological process (GO): phosphatidylinositol metabolic process
Molecular function (GO): phosphatidylinositol kinase activity
Source: RefSeq, a predicted model, not a curated record
AUGUUAUAUACUGAAUGUCAUUCUUUUUACACUGAUAUCUGUCCGGUGUCACAGAUGGAACGUAGAAAAGCUGCUGGCACCUCCAGAGCCGCCAGGCGAAGACGCUGGUGGCGUUUGAGACAGCGAUGGAGGAUGGUAGGGGUGUUUGAGAUCGAUCCAGAACAUGAGUUCUACCAUCUGACAUCCAUGAUAAAAGAAGGCAUGCAUGCUUCCAUUCAGACCACUAUGGACACAUCAGGCCAGGAUACAACCGCUGCUGAACAUUUCAAGACAGCGGAAACUCUAACUCAUGAGGGGUUCCAGAUGCAGACGUUUGCAGCUUCAGUGUUUGCUAAACUGAGGCGUUCACUGGACAUCACAGAGGAGGAAUAUAUGAACUCCCUCUGCUCAAGCGAGUGCUACCUCCAGUUUGUCAGUAACUCCAAGAGCAAGGCAAACUUCUUUGUCACGAAUGACAAGAGAUUCUUCUUAAAGACCCAGAGCGGGCGCGAGGUCAGGUUUCUCCUGUCCAAUCUGCAGGCAUACAUGGACCACUUGGAGAAAUACCCUCAUUCACUGAUGGUGAGGUUUCUGGGUGUCCACAGGAUUGUCAUUCCUAAUGAACUCCAGAAAUACUUCAUUGUGAUGCAGAGUGUGUUUUACCCCGAUGAGAGGAUCAAUAUUAGAUACGAUAUCAAAGGCUGUGAGGUGGGUAGAUAUACUAACCCCGACACAGGGGGGAAACAAAUAAUCAAAGUGCUGAAGGACAAUAACUGUGAAGGCCAGAGCAUUGCACUAGGUCAAGAGAAAUCCUGGUUUGCCAAUCAAGUGAAAGUGGAUGCUGCCUUCCUUCAGGGGCUUAAUGUGCUGGACUACAGUGUCCUUCUGGCCCAUCAACCUCUGCACAAAGAUGAGCUGGAAGGGAAACACUCGUUGGCAAACCUUGUCGUUCGCACCACAAUGUCUGUGGACUUGCAUGACAGUCCCACCACGUCAGACCCCUCCACCAUGCCAUUACUGAAAGAGACCACGGGUGAGGUGGCACCAGAUACAACAGAGUGUGGGUCAGGCCAGCCACCGGCAGCAGCUGAGUUCGAUGGUGAAGGGAUUCCCCUCCAGGAGAUAAAGUGCCCUGUGAAAGAAACCAGGAGUGACUCAGAACUGCAGGAAUUCCAUGAGCAUCAUCGCAGGCUACUGCCCAACGUCAAAAAUAGCAUUCAUGUGGUAGAUGGGCCUGACCGUCGCUACUUUGUGGGCAUUAUAGACAUUUUCACUGUGUACGGCUGGAAGAAAAGACUGGAGAACCUGUGGAAAAGACUCCUUCCAGGCAGGGCCUUUUCCACAGUCAGCCCAGACAAAUAUUCACACAGAUUCUGCAAGUGGAUACAGGACCACUCGGAGUGACACAAUGCAAAAAAACAUUGAGCACUGUUAUACAUAGCAUUUGCUGUAUAGCCCCCCCAGUGUCCACAGGAUGGGGCUGGUGUCGCAUUCUGGCUCUGUCGUAAUAGAGCGGCGGCUCAGUCAGAACGUGAUGAGCUACAUCCAGUGGAUCUGUGGUAUGACUGUAACCAGUCAAGAAGUGUUGAUGCUGACUGUUUUCAUUUUUGUAUAGAAAUUGUAGCCUUCUGUGCAGUUUCAGAGCCGUGAUAUAGGCAAUAUAGAAAAAAUGCUUGGGGUGCCAGGGUACUGUAGUGGCUGGGCUAAAUUAAUAAACAGACAAAUAAAAGAGCACAUUAAAAACCUUGCAGUAAUAUGUGCAGAUUGUGGAGAAGCACUCCCCAUGUUGUCACAUGAUUAUGUUCACUUAGUUUUCCACCUGCUCAGACCACCCUUUGGGUUGAAUUUAGGGACGCACCGAUACCGAUAUUGGAUAUUGGGCCUGUACUGGCUCAGAUAGCUGGAUCGGGUAUCAGUGACAAUGGGGCCGAUAUAUUCAAUUCAAUUCUAUGUUUGCUAUACACACUAUAUACUGGAAUUUUAUUUCCUGUUUAAAUUUUGACCAAUU